Molecule: messenger RNA, 216 nt
Organism: Clunio marinus
Lineage: Eukaryota; Metazoa; Arthropoda; Insecta; Diptera; Chironomidae
Source: the annotation of a GenBank genome assembly
AUGAGAAAAUGGAAAGAAGAUUGCGAUGGGAAUCCUCGCAACAAGAGAAGUUUAAAGGUCAAAGAUAAACUCAGGAUGAUAUCCAGAGCACAUGUAUUUUGUGAAAAGGAAUUUUUGAGUAACGUUGAUGAAGAUGAUUCUUGUGAUUCACAAGUCACAAAACGACAAAUAAGUAGCAACUUCUGUUUCAAUGACAUUAGGGAUGUCAUAAUAUGA